Molecule: messenger RNA, 1647 nt
Organism: Mycena citricolor
Lineage: Eukaryota; Fungi; Basidiomycota; Agaricomycetes; Agaricales; Mycenaceae
Source: the annotation of a GenBank genome assembly
AUGGAAUGCGUAAUUCACUUCUUACGUCUGUAUCGUGCCGCUGGUUACUCAGGAUGGUCGCUGUAUUCGGAGAUGAUCGCGAGUUCGAGUGGGAAGCAGGGGACCAAGACUUGGAUGGCACGUAAACUGCGGGAAUGGGCGAUAGAUUUCUGCGAAGACUCAAAGCUGCCGACGCACCUGUACGGUCAAUUCACGUCCGCCAUCCUCGCCAACGAAGACAUUGCUGCAGACAUCCAUCUUCACUUGCAGAGUCUGGGAAAGUGGGUCUCGGCCAAGCAGAUCGUCCGUUAUGUGGCCACUCCGGAGUUCCAAGCGCGAUUGCAUGUCAAGCGCUGUAUCACCGAACGAACAGCGCAACAAUGGAUGAAAAGGAUGGGUUAUCGGUGGAAGAAGGAAGUCAAGGGCCAAUACUCCAAUGGGCACGAACGAUCCGAUGUUGUGCACUUUUGCCAACACGUCUUUCUGCCACGGUGGAAGGAAUUGGAGGCCAGGACACGGUGGUGGACACAGGGGCACAGUGAGCAAUCAAUCAGUCACGACGCAGCAAUGCGUGCCUUCCUGGGAAAUGAUCAAGAUGCGCGUGUUGUUGUGAUCUGGAGACACGACGAAUCGACUUUCUAUGCCAAUGACCACCGCACCAUCUGCUGGGUUCACGAGACGGAGGGGGCAAAAAUCAAGGCCAAAGGCGAGGGUGUGAGCCUGAUGAUUGGUCGUUUCGUUUCUCUGGACUACGGAUGGCUUAAAGCAAAGACGGCGGGACCGGAUGGAUCCAUGGACGACGCAGAGGUUGCCCUUUGUCCAGGAAAGGCUCGGGACGGAUAUCAGACCAAUGAAGACAUUCUGGCUCAGGCAACGCGCGUGAUGAAUACUCUGGACCGGGACUAUCCCAGGGAGAAACAUGUGUUUGCAUAUGACAACGCGAAAAUCCACACUGCCCGCGCUCCCGAUGCUCUCAGCGCCCUCAAAGUCACUCUCGGGCCCUCUGCCAACUUCAACAAGACCAAAGUCAAUGGUGUCGCGAAAACUGUCCGCAUGUGCGAUGGCAGGUUCAAGGAUAAUUCUCCGCAAUCGCUUUACCUCCCCAAUGGCAGGUUCAAGGGCGCGAAGACACUAAUCAUGGAACGACGUGCAAAGGGCCAUGAUCUUCCUGAUCUUGACGCGCGGAACCCGAUUAACAACAAGAAGUUGCAUCUGGAGUGUCACAACUUCAAAUGCCGUUACGAAGACUCCCGAUCUUGCUGCCUGAAGAAGAUUCUGUACUGCGAGCCAGAUUUUCAAGCUCAGAAAUCUCAACUGGAGGAACACUGCGAGGUGCGAGGUUAUGAAGUCAUCUUUUUCCCAAAAUACCACCCCGAGCUCAAUUUUAUCGAGCAAUGUUGGGGGUAUGCAAAACGAGUCUAUCGCAUGUUUCCGGAGUCCACCAAGGAAGCUGAUUUAACUCGCAAUGUCAACGAGGCUCUCGAAUCUGUCCCCUUGGAGUCAAUGCAGCGGUUUGUGACAUGUUCUUCUCGCUUUGCUGAUGCAUAUUUCCACGGUCUGAACAGAGCGGAGGCGGCUUGGACAAACAAACGAUACAGAGGCCAUCGGACCUUACCUGCAGAUUACUUGAGGGAUGUGGAAAAUGAGUUUAGGGCAAAGCAGCUGUAG